CACGUCAGUUUGCAAUAGUGGUGACGUCAAUAAAAGGCUCAUCAUGUUUCACGGAAUACCUGCUUCUGGAGUGAUGGGAGGAGCACCUGCCAACAAGCAAGAACUGUAUGAGGAGGUGAAAUUGUACAAAAAUGCCAGAGAAAGGGAAAAGUAUGACAACAUGGCAGAGUUGUUUGCUGUGGUCAAAACCCUCCAGGCCCUGGAAAAAGCCUAUAUUAAGGACUGUGUGACUCCAAACGAAUAUACAGGAGCUUGCUCAAGAUUGCUUGUCCAGUACAAGGCUGCUUUCAAACAAGUCCAGGGAUCAGAUGUGGGCUCCAUCGAUGACUUUUGUCGGAAAUAUAGGCUGGACUGUCCACUGGCUAUGGAGAGGAUCAAGGAGGAUCGACCAAUCACCAUUAAGGAUGACAAGGGCAACCUGAACCGCUGCAUUGCAGACAUUGUUUCUCUUUUUAUCACAGUGAUGGACAAACUUCGACUUGAGAUUCGUGCCAUGGAUGAGAUCCAGCCUGAUCUGAGGGAGCUCAUGGAGACCAUGAACCGGAUGAGCAACAUGCCUCCAGAUUCGGAGGCCAAAGACAAAGUCAGCCUCUGGUUAACCACACUGAGCAGCAUGUCUGCGUCUGAUGAGCUGGAUGACUCUCAGGUUCGCCAGAUGCUGUUCGACCUGGAGUCCGCAUACAACGCCUUCAACCGUUUCCUGCACUCGUCUUAAACGCUCCCUCCGUCUCUGAUCUCCUCCUCACCAGCUUUUUAUCAAACCUUUGUUUCAUUUUCCCUGUUUGUUCUAUGUCUCUUAAACAUUAGGUUCUUUAGAUUUCAAUGAAGGAACCUCAAAUCCAGUUAGAGUACUGUUGUGUGUCACUAAUACAAAUAGGGUUAUAAUUAGAAUAUGGUGCAAAGGUUCAUUUAUCUCAGUAAUUCAACUUAAAAGGUGACACUAAUAUAGACUCAUUACGUGCAAAAUGAGAUAUUUCAAGCCUUUAUUUGUUAUAAUUUUGAUGAUUAUGGCUAACAGAUAUGAAAACCUUUUCACAAUAUUCUAAUUUUGAAUUUGGGGUUUUCAUAAGCUAAGCCAUAAUCAUCAUGAUUAUAACAAUAUCUCACUUUGCAUGUAAUGAGUCUAUAUAAUAUAUUAGUUGCACCUUUUAAGUUGAAUUACUGAAAUAAAUGAACUCUUGCAUGAUAUUCUCAUUUUUCGAUUUCACCUGAAUUGUUCACAGAUUUGUUCCCUUUCUAAGUAGUGUUGUUUUUUUGUUGUUGUUUUUUUAAUAUAAAGCUUUUUUUCUUCGAUCAAUUGGUCAUCUGAAAGUGUUCUCUAGAAUGACCCAAUCAUUAGGCUGGCAAUAGCGAAUACUUAGAAGUAUAGGAAGGGGAAAUAUGCUGGCCUCUAUUAAUACAUGUGUUAAAUGACAGUUUAUGGAUCUCAUAAUAUAUUAUAGAGCAAGGUUUGAUGCGGAUACUUGAUUUUCAGUACUGCAUUUUAUUUUAAAUGUGUAAUAGUUUCCCCAACUUCAUGUUUACUUUCUGUUCAAAUAUAUUUUUUCCAGUAUUUAAAUGAGAUGAUUUUAAUUGCACUCAUUUACAGUACUCUAACAUUUUUGGUUGAUAAACUUGACUUUUAUAACAGAGCUUGAUUAAGGACUUGGUGUAUUCUUUCCUUAGCAUGGUGUUGGUCUAGUUUACCAUUAUGUAAUACGUCAUAUUUAUUAUUAAAUGACCAUUGUAAAUAAAAUAGUUUUGAAAUAAACCACAUAACUUACAAAAA
This is a messenger RNA of Pimephales promelas (fathead minnow), 1768 nucleotides long. RefSeq names its product VPS28 subunit of ESCRT-I (gene vps28). Gene Ontology annotation, biological process: protein transport to vacuole involved in ubiquitin-dependent protein catabolic process via the multivesicular body sorting pathway. The record is from RefSeq and is a predicted model, not a curated record. Gene Ontology annotation, molecular function: protein-containing complex binding. Gene Ontology annotation, cellular component: ESCRT I complex. NCBI's taxonomy places the organism in Eukaryota, Metazoa, Chordata, Actinopteri, Cypriniformes, Leuciscidae.